Messenger RNA from Euleptes europaea (tarantolino), 2838 nucleotides. It is a transcript of the gene CDH26, whose product is annotated as cadherin 26. Gene Ontology annotation, cellular component: catenin complex; plasma membrane; adherens junction. Gene Ontology annotation, molecular function: cadherin binding; calcium ion binding. The coding region runs from base 1 to 2838 and encodes 945 amino acids. Lineage: Eukaryota; Metazoa; Chordata; Lepidosauria; Squamata; Sphaerodactylidae. Gene Ontology annotation, biological process: adherens junction organization; multicellular organism development; cell-cell junction assembly. The record is from RefSeq and is a predicted model, not a curated record. The transcript has 19 exons.
AUGCGCGCCUGGAGACGCAGCGGCCGGAGCCUGCGGGCGGCGCUCCUGCUGCUGGCGGUAGGGACGGCGGAGGGGGGCCGGGGCGGGAGGCUCCGGGGAGCGGAGGACGGGAAGGUUCUCGCCUUUGACAACUUCCGUUGCGGACUAGGAGAUGACGACAGCCUAAGAAAGACCAUCAGCAAGAAAAGCAGACAGGGUCAGCACCUGGAUCUUUUGGACAGUCUUCGUCCUUUGCGGCGCACAAAAAGAAGAUGGAUUAUCGCCACCCUGGAACUUGAGGAGGAAGACAAAGGCCCAUUCCCCAAAUUCAUCGGAGAGCUCUUCAAUAAUAAAUCACAUGAUAUGACCAUCAGAUAUUUAAUCAGCGGUCCGGGUGUCGAUGAGUUUCCAGAGGUUGGAUUGUUUUCUCUUGAGGAUGAUUCCAGCGGACGUGUUUAUGUGCAUCGUUCCAUUGAUCGGGAGACCAACCCUUCUUUCUUGGUACGUUUUGAUGUUGCAAAUACAGCUACUGGGGAGAUAGUGGACAGAUCUUUACUCUUCAGUGUUAAAAUUAGAGACAUAAAUGAUCACGCUCCGAAGUUUUCCAAGAAGGAAUUUAACGUCACUGUGAAAGAAAAUCACCGGAGAGAUGAGCCGGUUUUCCAUGUCACAGCCUCAGACGAUGAUGAAGAAGGUACUGCCAAUUCUCGAGUGGCGUAUUCCCUUGUUUCGCAGACCCCUCGUCCGAAAGAGCCUGUCUUCAGUGUUGAACCAUCCACAGGUCUUAUACGCAUUUCAGGAUGCUCACAUUAUGAGGGUCCCAGCACUUUCAAACUUCUGAUCAAGGCUACGGACCAUGGAAUUCCACAACUGUCAUCAACGGCAACUAUUAAUAUUGCAAUAGAAGAUUCGAACAGCCACCUGCCAGUAUUUACUAAAGAAAAUUAUCAACUGGAUGUCACAGAAGGCCAAAAGGAAGGCGACAUCCUACGCCUCAACGUGGAAGAUAAAGACACUCGCAACACACCGGGUUGGAGAGCAAAAUAUAAGAUAGUGAGAGGAAACGAAAGAGGGAGCUUCAUCAUUGAGACAGAUCCGAACACCAACGAAGGGGUUUUAAGCAUCGUAAAGCCUUUGGUUUAUGACAGCACCCCUGGGAAGAGCCUCAUCAUAUCUGUGGAGAAUGAAGAACCCUUCUUUUCAUGUGACAGAGGCCAAGUGCGGAGCCUUCGUGUACCCCCCAGGGGUGCAACUGUGAAUAUUACAGUCCUCGACACAAACGAUGCCCCUCAGUUUCAUCCUCCUGUCCUUGUUCUUCGGCGAGAGGAAGGGGUGAAGCCUGGGACCCAUCUUGGGCAGUACACAGCUAAGGAUCCAGACAGAGUCCCAAAUGCAAUAAGAUACCAAAUAGCGUUUGACCCAGCAGGCUGGGUGGCGGUUGAAGAACGCUCUGGGAUCUUGACGACUGUGGAAAUUCUGGACCGAGAAUCUCCCUAUGUGAACAGCAGCACGUACACCAUCCUCAUCCAUGCCAUAGAUGAUGGUGUUCCACCCCAGACUGGCACAGGCACCGCCCAGCUUUUCCUGUUUGACACUAAUGACAAUGCUCCAAAGAUUGUUGCACCGUUUCGGGAGGUCUGCGAGGGAACAGCAGAGGGUUCGUUCCGGAUAGAAGCCGAAGACAAAGACGACUUUCCUCAUGCUGGGCCUUUUACGUUCCACCUGCUUGAGGGCCCGGAGAACACAAAGGAUGUUUGGAAACUGGGGCGGUACUUUGGUGAUUCAGCUGAGCUGCUGAUGUUGAGAAGCCUCCCUGUUGGCAACUAUUCAGUGCCUUUCCGUAUUUUGGACAAGCAAGCAUUCUCCAGGGACCAGAGCUUCUAUGUCAGGGUGUGUCCCUGUCUGGAUGGGAGCACAUGUGAUCCAGAGAUUGCAUAUUCCUCAGCAGGAAUUGGUGGUGGAGCAGUUGCUGCCAUCUUGGCUGCGAUCCUGUUACUCGUGUUGGGUUUAGGCCUCCUCCUGUGGUGUUCCUGCCAUUCGGAUGCUGCAUCCAAGAAUGACUUUCCUUUCAUUCCAAGUGAAAUGGGAAACCAGUCUCUGAUCCACUACAACAAAGAAAGCCAACAAGUGCUGUCUCAGGACACGCCUGAUGUUAGGGGUCAUAUUUCACCAUCCACUUUGCACUCAGAAAUUCGCAAGGAUAUGCCCCAAACUCUUAAGGAGGUAACUAGAAGAACCAGCUCACACUCCCGGACAUCCAGUCAAGUGCACUUUGAAGACAUUCUGCCUCAUGCAAAAGGAAUGAUCCAGGCAAAGCCAUGGGGGAACAUUGACCGUUCCUAUGAAAGGAUAGCACUACCAACAAGAGCCCUGGCAGAAGAUCCUAAUCCUUGCUGGGAUCAGAGGAGCUCGUAUUCUCGAAGUAAAGGAAUGAACCAAAAGAAACCACGGGACAGCACUGUAGAGACAGUGGACAAAAUGCUGAAUCAGAGACUCCACCACAUCACCUGCGUAGAGGACGACGUGAUCGUUUCUUGCACACCUCUCGUUUUUGCUGAGGAAGGAAGCCUGGGGGGAAAUGAAUCCUUGUGGUCCCUCCCUUUCACAGAUGACAGCAGCCUGCCUCCUGACUUUGUGGAUACAUUGGGGCCUAGGUUUGCCGCCCUGAGCAAUAUCUGCAAAUCUGGUUUUGGUCCCCCACCUGAGCUAGAAGAAGCUGAUGGAAGUGUGGUUAUGGAGCACACGGCGUCAGCAGCAGCCCUUGAAGUGCCGCCGCCGCCACCAGUAAGGAGAACUGAAUCUGGAAAAGUGCCAAAAGUGGCUGAAACUGCCAGGUGGGAAGAGAUGAAGGACUUGUGA